AUAUCAAUCCCAAAUCCCAAUAAAACAUUUCCCUAAAUACAAAAAAAGUAGUUAAACAUAGUUUAAAUUGAGAGCCCAUCAUCCUUACCAAAGUCCAAAACCGCCCCUCUCUACAAAUAGCAGCAACCGCCUUUCCUCUCUCACUCACCGCUCUUUUUCUUUUUCACUCUCUCCAUACUCUAUAUAUCUUCACAAAUAAUCCAUUUCUGUCAAAAAAUUAUCCAAUUUUCCUUCUUUCUCACUUCAAUUUCUCAAGAGUUUGAGAAAAUUAGAAAAAAAAUAUAUAUAGCAGAAAUGAAGUUUUGAUUAAAAAAAUUAACUUUAACAACCAAAAAAGAAAAAUCCCCACGAAUUUAAUCAACAUAUGUUCAGCUUUUGUGUCAUUUAGAUAGAAAAUAAAAUUUUGCUACAAGACCUGAUUUUUUUUGCCAAAUUCACCACUUCCUAAUUUUGUGUCUCUGUUUUUCUUUUCUUUUUUGUCAUUUUCGUUUAAAAUUUUGAUACACACCAAAAAAAACUUUGAAAGCUUGAAAGAUCUUCAAAAUUUCUUAUAAUUUGAGUAAAAGAGUUUUGGCAGUUUAUUUUGAAGUUUAAAAUUGAGAGAAAGUUUGUUUUCAUUUUUUUUUAUUAAGAAAUGGAUCAGAAGCAGCUACUGAUGUCAGCGGUAGGGGUAGGAAUUGGAGUGGGCGUCGGGCUCGGGCUUGCGUCCGGGCAGACGAUGAGCAAAUGGACGGGAGGCUCGUCGCCGUCGAAUACGAUAACAGCGGAGAGAAUGGAGCAGGAAUUGCUAAGGAUGGUGAUCGAUGGAAGGGAUGCUAAGGUCACUUUUGAUGAGUUCCCUUACUAUCUUAGUGAGCAAACAAGGGUUCUGUUAACAAGUGCUGCUUGUUUCUAUCUGAGGAAAGGUGACUUUUCAAAGUAUACUCGAAAUCUGUCUCCAGCAAGCCGGGCUAUUUUACUCUCAGGCCCUGCUGAAAUUUAUCAGCAAAUGCUUGCAAAGGCUCUAGCACAUUUUUUUGAGGCAAAGUUACUGUUAUUGGAUGUCACUGACUUUGUACUGAAGAUUCAAAGCAAAUUUGGUGUCAAUAAUGAAUCUUCCUUCAAAAGGUCCACCUCGGAGACUACAUUGGAGCGCCUUUCAGGUCUACUUGGGUCUUUUUCUAUACUGCCAGCAAAGGAAGAGCCCAAAGGUACCUUGCGUCGUCAGGGAAGCGGGGUGGACAAUCUGAGGAAUAUGGAUGGCUUUUCUAAUGCUCCUAAGCUUCGCAGGAAUGCUUCUGCCUCUGCCAAUAUUAAUGAUUUACCUUUGCAAGGCUCUCCUACAAAUUCAGCUCCCCUUAAGCGGACAAGUAGCUGGUCUGUUGAUGAAAAGCUACUCAUCCAAUCACUUUACAAGGUCAUGGUCUCUGUAUCUCGAACUUAUCCAAUCAUUUUGUAUUUGAGAGAUGUUGACAUGCUAUUGUUCAGAUCUCAAAAGCUAUAUAGACUGUUUCAGAAAAUGUUACAGAAACUUUCAGGACCGGUACUCAUACUAGGUUCACGGAUAACACAUCCAGACAGCAAUGACAAUGAGAUUGAUGAAAUGCUAAUCGAUGUAUUUCCUUAUAACAUUGAAAUCAAGCCACCUGAAGAUGAAACCCGUCUAGUCAGUUGGAAGUCUCAAUUGGAGGUUGACUUGAAGAUGAUUCAGGGUCAGGAUAACAGAAACCACAUAAAUGAAGUUCUAGCUGCAAACGAUGUUGAAUGUGAUGAUCUCGGUUCCAUAAAUGUGGAAGAUGCCUUGGUUAUCAGCAAAUACAUUGAAGAAAUUGUAGUAUCAGCAAUAUCUUACCAUCUGAUGAAUAAUAAGCAUGAAUAUAGGAACGGGAAACUCCUGAUUUCAUCCCAGAGUUUGUCCCAUGGACUGAACGUGUUUCAGGAACGUAAAUCAUUUGGUAAAGAUACAUCAAAGCUGGAAUCACGUGCCGGGUCUUCUAAGGGAGCACGUGGAGAUGUUAAGCCAGAAACUAAAGCUGAAGAUGCAGCUCCAGAAAAGAAAGGUAGUGAAGAAGCUUCUGUGCCAAUGUCAAAGGAUGCAGAUAACGAGGCUGCAAGUCCAAAGAUCCCUGAAGUACUACCAGACAAUGAGUUCGAGAGGCGGAUAAGGCCAGAAGUCAUUCUUGCUAGUGAGAUUUCCGUGUCAUUUGCUGAUAUCGGCGCUCUAGAUGAAACAAAGGAGUCACUGCAGGAACUAGUGAUGCUCCCACUACGUAGACCAGAUUUGUUUAAGGGAGGACUUCUGAAACCUUGUCGAGGAAUUUUGCUUUUUGGGCCUCCUGGUACUGGCAAGACCAUGCUGGCUAAGGCUAUAGCCAAAGAAGCCGGAGCAAGUUUUAUUAACGUAUCUAUGUCUACCAUCACGUCGAAAUGGUUUGGAGAAGAUGAAAAGAAUGUUAGGGCGUUGUUCAGCCUUGCAGCUAAAGUUUCCCCAACAAUUAUAUUUGUAGAUGAAGUUGAUAGUAUGCUUGGACAAAGGACCAGGGUUGGUGAGCAUGAAGCUAUGAGAAAGAUAAAGAACGAGUUUAUGACACAUUGGGAUGGGCUUGCUACCAAACAAGGUGAGAAAAUCCUUGUUCUUGCUGCAACCAAUAGGCCAUUUGACCUUGAUGAAGCUAUUAUACGGCGUUUUGAACGAAGGAUAAUGGUGGGACUCCCAUCAGCAGAGAACAGAGAGAAUAUCUUGAGAACUUUUUUGUCUAAAGAGAAGGUUCAAGAAGGACUAGAUUUCAAGGAGAUUGCAAUUAUGACAGAAGGAUAUAGCGGUAGUGAUCUCAAGAAUCUCUGUACCACUGCUGCUUAUCGACCUGUUAGGGAGUUAAUACAGCAAGAGAGAGUGAAAGAUAUGGAGGAAAAACAGGAAUCAGAACAAAACCAAAGUUCGAAUGGUUCACAGAAGAAGGAAGGCGUUAAGGAGAGAGUAAUUUCCUUGAGGCCUUUAAACCUGGAAGAUUUUAAGCAGGCUAAGAACCAGGUUGCUGCUAGCUUUUCAUCCGCAGGAGCAAUAAUGAGCGAGCUGAAGCAGUGGAAUGAGCUUUAUGGGGAAGGAGGGUCGAGGAAAAAGGAGCAGCUUACAUACUUCUUAUGAUCUGGGAAAGGUACUUCCUCUAUGGUAACAAGGAUAAAUGGUGGAAAGAUCAGGGAAAUUGUUUUAGCUGUCAGAGAAUUCAGAUCGUUUUAAGCUUUGCUUGCUCAAAAUUUGGAUGCAGUCUUUGUAGACCACUCUUCUUGUUGAGCUGUUUCGAGUUUGUCAAGUCGUUUUGAAUUGCAACUCCGGCCAAAGUUGUCUGUGGAGUGUGGACAUAUAAUUGUAAGAAACUAACUGUGCAUUAGCCCUGUAGGGGCUUUGUUUUGUUGAAUACCCAACUGUUAGCUAAAUAUAUAAUUGGAACAAUUUACCUGGAUUUUUCUUUUGUAUUCUCACCAGGAUUUCCAACACCAACCUCUUUUGUUAACUCGUUUUUCUAUGAAAACAUUGAUUAAUAAAGAUAAUGUUGAAAGCGCUCAA
Molecule: messenger RNA, 3544 nt
Organism: Spinacia oleracea (spinach)
Lineage: Eukaryota; Viridiplantae; Streptophyta; Magnoliopsida; Caryophyllales; Amaranthaceae
Exons: 16
Coding region: 635-3124 (829 amino acids)
Cellular component (GO): mitochondrial outer membrane
Molecular function (GO): ATP hydrolysis activity; ATP binding
Source: RefSeq, a predicted model, not a curated record